AUGGCAAAUCGACUAACGGCGAAUGGCGAGACCCGGAGCUACACAUCUAAGAAGGCGUCCAGGGACUACGAAUCGUCUUUGGAACUCUCGGUGCAAGCGCGGAUUUUUAAAAUUAUUGUAAUCGGGGACUCCAAUGUCGGUAAGACGUGCCUGACCUUCAGAUUCUGCGGAGGGACGUUUCCCGAUAAGACCGAAGCCACCAUAGGGGUGGAUUUCCGAGAGAAACCCGUGACUAUAGAAGGAGAAACGAUCAAGAUUCAGGUCUGGGAUACAGCCGGGCAAGAACGAUUCAGAAAAAGCAUGGUACAACACUACUAUAGGAAUGUACAUGCUGUGGUAUUUGUGUAUGAUGUAACAAAACUGGCUUCCUUUGAAAACCUGAAAGCUUGGAUUCAAGAAUGCAACAACCACUCAGUUUCGCCCCAUGUGCCACGGGUGCUGGUGGGCAACAAGUGUGAUCUCACCAAUGAGAUCCAGGUAUCUUCCAACAUAGCACUCCGCUUCGCAGAUGCCAACAACAUGCUUUUGUUUGAGACGUCGGCAAAAGAUCCAAAAGAAAGUGACCACGUGGAAUCCAUUUUUAUGUCUCUUGCAUGCAAGCUGAAGGCGCAAAAAACAUUGACAUUCCAGGAGAUGGCGAAAAGAGAUAAAAAAGUUCAUGCCUCGCAAUCAAACACUAGGAGUACAUGCCCAUGUUGAGUGGCUUAGAAUGAGGAGGUGAGAAUGGAAGCUGUUAGACUGUGCCUGUGUCAGUUUGUUAAAACUGUUUGCUUGUACUUCAAUGUAUACAAAAUUUGAGAAAAUAAUUUUGGAGUUCCUAAGACCAAAAACACCCAAUUAAUCAAAGUUGUUUUGUAACUAUCUAUAACCUUUCAAUGAUUUCCAAUAAACGUUACAAUUUAGAAAGUAUCUUGUGAAACACUGCCACAUUUGUAAAUAUGCAGUGAUGUGCAAGCUGAUAUGCUGGUGAGGUUGCCUUCCCAACUGUAUAGUUAAAAGUUCUGGAUGCAUGAAAUAUAAGGGCUAUUCCCAUAAUCAUAUGCUAUCAAUGGAAAAUCACGUUUAAAGUGUAUACAGGUUAGAGAUAAGGCAACAACAUGUAACCCUGAUGCUCAGUCUGUGCUCCCUGUUGGGUGCAUUGUAUUGUGGAAUUAGUACAAGUCUGUGCUUUGAUGUCACCAGUGGCUCGAGUUUUGAACCAUGCUGUUCUAGGAACUGCUAGUCUUUUAAAUAUUCUGUCUACCCUCCAAAAGGCCAGUGUAUGUUGAGAGUCAGAAUUUUUGAAUGGAUAAGUGUUGAAUUCAGUUGAUCUUUUUUUAUUACUUAUAUGUUAAAGUGAUUUUACAGGAAGGAAUGUUAUUUGUGGACAUCUCUUAAGAGGUCUCUGCUGAGAUUUCCAAUUCAAGGGAUCUCUGCUGAGCGUUCCUACAGAUUCUCAGUUUCAACCUCUUCUAUUGAUUUGCUUGAAGUCUGGUCCAGCAUCACUGGAAAAAUUGGAUAAGCUUUGAGUGAAGCAAAAGCAAUUAAAGGUAGACAUGGUGAUGAAGAAACCAUGUCAAAUGUCUCACCUUGAAUUGUGACAAAAAUAUUGCCAGACUAAUUAAUUAUAAUCUUGAGAAAGAGCAAUAAUCUUUCUCAACAUUUGACAGAAAGGCAGUUAUUAGAUUGUUCAUGGUAUUCUGAGGAGUGACUGAAUAAGGAAUAGCAGAAGAAUGAUUCACUUUUCAGCUUUGAUCAGUAUUCUUUAAAAUAAAUCUUAUGGUUACAGAAGACUGUGAUGGAGAAAUUAUUCAAGCAGUAUUCCACCUUUUGUAAAACUGAAGAAGAAAAAUUCAGUUUUAGAAAAUUCAAAGAAGUAAAUUCAAUGACUCUGGUGCUGGUUUUCUUAACAAAAGCCAGGAGUCAUCAUUCUGCAUACAACAUGACCCUCUUUCCACCCCCCCCCACCUUUCUUAUGUAUGAAACAGUUAUAUUUGCUGGCAUCAAAUCUGCCAGAUUCAAACUAGCAGAAUUCUUUUUCUUUAGAAAUGUGGCAAAAUUUCUGAACAGCAUAAGGUACCACAAGUUUAUUCUGGGGAUAGACAUGUUGACUGGUGGAUUUAGGAAAACAGUGGAAGACCUUUCUCUUCUGUUGCUUUCUGUUUCUGUCUCCUCCAGACCCUGAGCGCUUGCAGACUAUUUGAACUGCUAGUGUGAAAUAUAUCAUUACAUUUCUGUGCUAAUUAACCAAUAUUUGACACCAAUGUCAGACAGAUGCAUUAGGCUGUACAUUGGUGUUAGGCCAAACAGGACUGUUGUUUACUGAGGUCUUGAGACAGAUGAUGGUGCUGGAGUUGAAUCUAAAGUACAUGUUAGGGAUGUUGUGCUGAUGGAAGUAUUGUACUGUAGUUCAUGUAAAUUCUUUACUAUUGACAUGCACUGAGAAAGCAGUGUGUAAAUCUUCUUCUUGUAACUUAAUACAAUGUAAUCUGUUUCUAAUUUAAAACUCCAAUGAAAAGCUAAGAAAAUAAAAUAUAAUGGAAUCAGUUUGAAAACUAUUCUUUUUCAAUCUUUGGGAUGAAGAAAUAAUCACAGUAAGAGCUGUAAUGGGUUGUAGUCCCGGAUGGGAAUACUUGACCUUAUA
Messenger RNA from Hypanus sabinus (Atlantic stingray), 2623 nucleotides. It is a transcript of the gene rab33a, whose product is annotated as RAB33A, member RAS oncogene family. The transcript has 2 exons. Gene Ontology annotation, cellular component: Golgi apparatus; endosome. Gene Ontology annotation, biological process: Rab protein signal transduction. The coding region runs from base 1 to 699 and encodes 232 amino acids. Lineage: Eukaryota; Metazoa; Chordata; Chondrichthyes; Myliobatiformes; Dasyatidae. Gene Ontology annotation, molecular function: GTPase activity; GTP binding. The record is from RefSeq and is a predicted model, not a curated record.